Pediculus humanus corporis (human body louse) is the source of this 684-nucleotide messenger RNA. Its product is annotated as protein slowmo, putative. The record is from RefSeq and is a predicted model, not a curated record. The transcript is spliced from 4 exons. The coding region runs from base 1 to 684 and encodes 227 amino acids. Lineage: Eukaryota; Metazoa; Arthropoda; Insecta; Psocodea; Pediculidae. Gene Ontology annotation, biological process: phospholipid transport. Gene Ontology annotation, molecular function: phosphatidic acid transfer activity. Gene Ontology annotation, cellular component: mitochondrial intermembrane space.
AUGAAAAUUUGGACUUCGGAGUACACAUUCAACCAUCCUUGGGAAACAGUUGCACAAGCAGCAUGGAGAAAAUAUCCAAAUCCUAUGAAUACAGCUGUUAUAGGUACAGAUGUAGUAGAGAGAAAAGUUGUCGAUGGAAUUUUACAUACUCACAGGCUGGUUUCUUCUAAAUGGCUUUUUCCAAGUUGGGCUCAACCUUUUGUAGGCUCUACAAAUGUCUGCUAUGCUAGUGAGCUUUCCCAGGUAGAUCCUAAAAACAAAGAAAUGAUUUUGAAGACAAGAAAUCUUAGCUUAUGUAAUUAUAUAGCAGUUGAUGAAACUGUGAGGUAUAUACCUCAUCCAUCAGAUCCUGAAAAAACGUUAUUAAAGCAGGAAGCUGUAGUUACAGUUCAAGGAAUGCCUCUAACUAAUUAUGUCGAAGAUGUUAUGACAAAUAGGAUAUCAUUAAAUGCGGGAAAAGGACGACAAGCAAUUGAAUGGGUCAUAUCGAAAAUAGAAGCCGAAGUUCAAGAACUAAAAAACUCUGCUGUAAAAAGCACAGAUGAGAUAAUUCAUCAAACAAAAAAGUCAAUCGAUGAUUUUACAAAUUCUGCAAAAAAAUCAAUGGAUGAAUUAUCUUCGGCGGCAAAAAAAUCUUUCGAUUCCUUUACUAGCCCUCCUAAUCAAAAACUACCUAAAUUUUAG